AUGGCGCCUUCAUGUUUUGAUCUGAGCAGCUUGAACAUCUAUCACCCAAUUACUGAUCCCCAAAACGAAAUGGAUUCCUCGUCAGGAAGAAUUUUGACGUCUUUUAGGGGGGAAACCUCUGAUCCUACGACCUUCAAACCAUAUGACCCUGAAACCCUAGACGAUGCGCGCUUCAUCCCAAACGCCUUGGACUUUGCCUACCGAGCCUUCUUGGCUGACAAUGCCGUGACAUUAUCGGUACCUCCGGUAUUUUCGAAUGCGCAAGCCGUGGACAGUGCCUCAUACGCCGGCCGGGGCGCAAGCUUCACCGUGUAUCGACGUCGCAUCCCGCCCCAGAAGCCCCUAACGUCGGUUACAAACAUGGAUGGCCUCUUGAUCGAAAUUAGGGACAAACGCAAGCUGCCGGAGGUAGUAGCAUACAAAGUGGCCGUUAUCGAGUUUUCGGAUAAAGGUGAAGCCACUCAAACGUCCCGGCACGCCAUAGACGCUGCAAUCAUGGAACUCUAUCUCUCGACGCACCGCCCAAUCCUGCAACACCCCAAUCUCGUAGACUUUCUUGGAUUGGCAUGGGGAGCAAACCCGUUCAACUCGUCGCAGAAACUGCCGGUUCUUAUGGUGGAGUUUGCAGAACACGGGAGCCUCUCGCAGCUGCAACAGAGGGAGUAUCUCGGCAUAGAGACUCGCCGUAAGCUCUGCCUUGAUGUCUGCAAAGGCCUUCAUAUGCUUCAUUCAUGCGGCAUAGUCCACGGCGACAUCAAGGCACAGAAUGUCUUGAUAUUUCCAGAUGCAGAGCACAAGUACAUAGCCAAAGUGAAUGACUUCGGCUACUCCCAGGUGAUAAAUACUGAAAGGAGCAGCCUCUUGCUCGGAGGAACCCGGCCGUGGAAGGCCCCAGAGGCGAGAACAGCAGUCACAGUAUCAGACGCAAAGUAUACCGACAUAUACUCACUGUCCCUCUUUAUCUGGUGUACAUUUGCGCAUGGUCAAAACAUCUUCAAACUCCUGGUGGACCCCUCCAAACAAGGCGAAGAAUUCUUCGCGGAAGCGGAGAAACUGAAGGUUAGCCAAGAGCUAGCUGCCCAGACAGAUAUUUCUGCAUGGUACAUGAAAGCCAUUAUGGCCACUACUUAUGGCGACACAGGCCAGUUCCUCCAGCGCUUCCAGUCUCUCCAGCAGCAAUUGCAGCAGAACAACACACAGGCCAACCACCCAGCAGUCGGCAUUGACGACAUUGAAAAGAUUCUGUGUGCAAUUCCACCCGCGCUUUUUCAAGCGAUGGAGCCACUGAAGCAACAGCUGAUCGCAACUGUUGAAAGUUUGGGCUCAUACGAAGCGAUGAAAAGAGCUGUGACAAUAGGAUUAUCGAAUGAGCCACACCAAAGGGACCUAGAACAAAUCAUGGUCGCCCUGGGCCACAGUGGCGAUACAUGA
Messenger RNA from Fusarium musae, 1431 nucleotides. RefSeq lists its product as uncharacterized. The transcript has 2 exons. Gene Ontology annotation, biological process: protein phosphorylation. Gene Ontology annotation, molecular function: protein kinase activity; ATP binding. Bases 1 to 1431 code for a protein of 476 amino acids. The record is from RefSeq and is a predicted model, not a curated record. NCBI's taxonomy places the organism in Eukaryota, Fungi, Ascomycota, Sordariomycetes, Hypocreales, Nectriaceae.